GUCCCCUGGCACGCCAGAGCCCCAGAGUGCGCGCUGGAGGGUGGAGCGGGGAGAAGGAGGAGGAGGCACGAAGGAUGGGAAGCAAGGAAGAUGCGGGCAAGGGGUGUCCGGCGGCCGGCGGCGUCUCCAGCUUCACCAUUCAGUCCAUCCUGGGCGGGGGCCCCUCGGAGGCGCCACGGGAGCCCGCCGGCUGGCCGGCCAGGAAGCGCAGCCUGUCCGUGUCCUCGGAGGAGGAGGAGCCGGACGACGGCUGGAAGGCACCCGCCUGUUUCUGCCCAGACCCGCACGGCCCCAAGGAGCCCGGCCCCAAGCACCACCCCCCCAUCCCCUUUCCUUGCCUGGGCACCCCCAAGGGCAGCGGAGGCGCGGGGCCGGCGAACUCGGAGCGCACGCCUUUCCUUUCUUCUUCGCACCCAGACUUCAAGGAAGAGAAAGAGAGGCUCUUGCCCGCGGGCUCGCCGUCGCCGGGGCCCGAGCGGCCGCGGGACGGCGGCGGCGCCGAGAGGCAGGCGGGCGCGGCCAAGAAGAAGACGCGCACGGUCUUCUCGCGCAGCCAGGUGUACCAGCUCGAGUCCACCUUCGACAUGAAGCGCUACCUGAGCAGCUCGGAGCGCGCCUGCCUUGCCUCCAGCCUGCAGCUCACCGAGACCCAGGUCAAGACUUGGUUCCAGAACCGCCGCAACAAGUGGAAGCGGCAGCUCUCCGCGGAGCUGGAGGCGGCCAACAUGGCGCACGCGUCGGCGCAGACUCUGGUGGGAAUGCCGCUGGUGUUCCGGGACAGCUCGCUGCUGCGCGUGCCGGUGCCGCGCUCGCUGGCCUUCCCCGCGCCGCUCUACUACCCGGGCAGCAACCUCUCGGCCUUACCUCUCUACAACCUCUACAGCAAGCUCGACUACUGAGCGGCCCGCCGGCCCCGCGCCGCCCGCCCGCUCCCCGCCAGCCUGGCGCGGGCUGCCCCCCCU
Eubalaena glacialis (North Atlantic right whale) is the source of this 962-nucleotide messenger RNA. It is a transcript of the gene HMX2, whose product is annotated as H6 family homeobox 2. Bases 75 to 899 code for a protein of 274 amino acids. Gene Ontology annotation, biological process: regulation of transcription by RNA polymerase II. Gene Ontology annotation, cellular component: nucleus. The record is from RefSeq and is a predicted model, not a curated record. The transcript is spliced from 3 exons. Lineage: Eukaryota; Metazoa; Chordata; Mammalia; Artiodactyla; Balaenidae. Gene Ontology annotation, molecular function: RNA polymerase II transcription regulatory region sequence-specific DNA binding; DNA-binding transcription factor activity, RNA polymerase II-specific.